CUCUCUCUCUCUUAUCUAAUCUUACUUUCACCCACAUUUUCGCUUUACUAUUUUAUUCUUCUUCUUUUACAUUUCGCACCUUUUAUUCAAUUCAUGUAUACCCCCAACUUUGAUUUUUUUUGUUUAGAUUCGAUAAAAGAAAAGUAAAGUUGCUUGCUCGUUGCAAUCAUAGUAUACAAGUAGAAGGGGUUUAAACAACACUUUUUGCUUUUUCUCUUUUAAUAAAUACUUUUAAGGGCAUUUGGAUCUAGAAGUGCUUUUAGAUUUUGGGGAUUCGUUUAACUAAUUAAUUGGGACCAGCUUCCUUAUAAAUUUCCACUAUUUUAGAUUCCACUAUUUGUUAAUGGUUUUUUCUAAGUAGCUAGUUGGUGUUGUUUCUCACAGGAAUUGGGUAUUGAUAGCUUAACUUGCAUAAAUAUAUGUUUGGCAUUUGAAUUGAGGUUUUAUAAGAAGCUUUGAGUUGUGAAGAUGUUAGAGAUUGGAGAAUUUUGACUCUGUGCUUCUCAGAGAUUCCACUCUGAUUGAUUGUUAGCUCAUCUAAUGAACGGGAGUUGCUUUGGGAUACAUGUUGAAGAAAAAUGAUUGAGCAAUUCAUCAAUUUCGUUAUUCGGCCUCCAAGGGCGGACUAUAACCCAGAUCAGUAUCUGUGGGAAAAGGAGUUCUCCCUUGCUGGUAGAACAUACCAAAGGCAGGAUUUGGAGCUCAAGAAUGCCAGAGGCUAUACCUUGAAGUGUAGUCAUUAUCUCCCUUCUCCUUUUCCUGAAGAUACUUCUCUUCCUUGUGUUAUAUAUUGCCAUGGAAACAGUGGAUGUCGGGCAGAUGCUAACGAAGCUGCUGUAAUUCUUCUUCCAUCAAAUAUUACUGUAUUUACCCUUGACUUCUCAGGGUCAGGCUUAUCUGAUGGAGACUAUGUUAGCCUUGGUUGGCAUGAAAAAGAUGAUUUGAAGAUUGUGGUGUCGCAUUUGAGAAGCAACAAACAAAUAUCGCGUAUAGGUUUAUGGGGACGAUCAAUGGGCGCAGUUACUAGCCUUCUUUAUGGAGCCGAAGACCCUUCUAUUGCUGGAAUGGUAUUAGAUAGUGCCUUUUCAAACUUAUAUAAUCUCAUGAUGGAGCUCGUGGAUGUUUAUAAAAUUCGGCUUCCAAAAUUCACUGUUAAAAUGGCUGUACAAUACAUGCGGCGGGUUAUUGAGAAGAAGGCAAAGUUUGAUAUUAUGAAACUGAACUGUAUUCUGGUUGCACCAAAGACAUUCAUUCCUGUUUUAUUUGGACAUGCAAGCGAUGACAAAUUCAUUCAGCCACGCCACUCUGAUCUCAUCUCUGAAUCUUAUGCAGGUGAUAAAAAUAUCAUAAAAUUUGAUGGCGACCACAACUCUUCCAGACCACAGUUCUUUUAUGAUUCAGUUUCCAUUUUCUUCUACAAUGUCCUCCGUCCUCCUCAAGUUUCUAUUGCUGAUAAGCUCGAGAAAUAUUAUGAUUUGGGGGAUUUGAAACUUGGUUCUGGUGUGGAUGAGAGCGUAUUAUAUGAGAUUCUCUCUAGUCUACGGUCAGCAACUACUGAUGCUGCAAGUUCAUCUUCUGCAUUUCCGACGAUUUCUGCCACAAAAUCAGUUACCGAACUUCUCUCAGAAGUUGGCCCCCUAACUGAUGUUGACCCCUUGUUUGGAGAAGAAACUGCGGAUGACAACGAUGGAAUUGGCCAUGAUGAAGCCGCAGAUGUGCAGGUCAAGCUAAAUGGCCAGACUGAAGAUUGUUGCUCAUAUACAAGCUCAAAUAGAGAAAGUUGGGGCAGAUGUUCUUCUUUAGGAGGCAGUGAUCAAGAAUCUUGUGUUGAUGAUAAACUCUCUCAGAACACUGUGAAGUUGUAUGCAACACCUUUGCGAAGCAUGAAAGAGAAAUCAUCAGACCCAAGAGAAGAUGAUAAGAAGCACAGGAAGAAUAAAAAGAAGAAUAAAGCUGGAAAAGUUGAAAAGAAACCGAAGAGUGACAGAUUUGAGAAGCUGGAGGCUCUUAGCAGACGCUUGCGGCUUUGCCUUCUAAAGGGAUCAACACAUCGAAGACAAAAGUCCUCUUGACCUCAUUUGUAUCAUAUCAAAAUCUUUAAAUAGUCAAUCAAUCUAAUUGUAAUGUUAUUACAAAAUCAAUUUCGUGUGUAGGUUGUGACUAGUUUAGUAGUAGGUUUUAUAUUUUAUUUUAGGAAUUGCCAAAUAUUGGUUUCUCGAUGGCUUCUUUUCACUGGUAUCAUUAUUUACUGACCCACCACACCUUUGCUGAGCAAGUGUUGCAAAAUUUGUAUUAGAACUUUUGUUAGUGAAUGGCAUGAUAUUUCUUUUUGGUCA
This is a messenger RNA of Cicer arietinum (chickpea), 2336 nucleotides long. RefSeq lists its product as uncharacterized. NCBI's taxonomy places the organism in Eukaryota, Viridiplantae, Streptophyta, Magnoliopsida, Fabales, Fabaceae. The record is from RefSeq and is a predicted model, not a curated record.